Molecule: messenger RNA, 1097 nt
Organism: Panonychus citri (citrus red mite)
Lineage: Eukaryota; Metazoa; Arthropoda; Arachnida; Trombidiformes; Tetranychidae
Exons: 5
Coding region: 387-998 (203 amino acids)
Source: RefSeq, a predicted model, not a curated record
CCAAUCAAACAAUUAACAAUUUUUGUUUUAAUUGUUUCCUUUUUUUCCUGUUUAAUUAACUAUUGAUUAGUUGUUUAAUUGGAUUAGGUUGUGGUCGUUUCUCUGGUGGGUUGACUAGUGUUUCUGGUGAAUUUGUUGGUUUCUUUUGGUUUUUGUUGCCAUCGAUUUGUGAUUUUUUUUUCUUGAUUGUAAAUUUAUUUUACUUUUUGAUUGAUGAUUGAUUAGGUUGGUGAUUUUUUUUUUCUUGUUGUAAUUUGAUUAUUUGCAACUUUUUUGUUGGUUUGAUUGGUUCAUUUUCGUUUCCAUUGUUUGGUAUUUAAGGUUUUUGGUCUUUUGGUGGUUUGGUCAUCGUUAUUGUUAAUCAUUUGAUUAGUGAUUAAAGAAAAAUGGUUUGUUUACCUGCUAUCUCUAGGUUGAUUCGUCAACAAUCAUUUUCCAUAAGGAUGAUUUCACCUUUACCCUUGAGAUUUGCAUCUGAUCAAUCAAUUGGAAAAUUGAACGAGAAAAAAAUUGAUGAAUCCGUUGAGAUAUUAAAAGGAAUGAUUGCCAACUUUAAACGUUUCUCACCUCGAGUUGGUCUUUUCUCACCUCAGAUUGAAUUGAAUGAUGAGAUAUUAAAUAAACAGAUCAAAGGUUUAACCAAUUAUCAAUUACAUACAAUGAAAUAUCUAUUCUACCUCAAUUGGAAAUACAAUGCAAUCAAUUUCAAAGCAGUCGAAGUGACCAAAAAUACGGACGAAGGGAUCAUCGACAUUAGAUGGCAAAUGUACGGUAAACCAGGCUGGAUGCUCAUUUUCGUUGUUGAUUUAGCUAAUUCAUUUAAUAAAAAGCCAGAAGAACGUAGAGACGACUGGGAAGCACUUGAAGGAACAUCAACUUUCUACCUGGACAAUGAUGGAAAAAUUUACAAGCAAACAUUGAAAUUGUUAAAACGUGGAAAUUAUCGGGACCUGAUUAGAUUACCAGCAGAAAGAAAAAAAGAAACAACACCGAGUUAAUUAUAUUUAUAACAAUUAAUUUCUUCUCGUAAAUAGUGAUAACACUCUUAGACUUUUAUUUAGUUUAAUAAAUUUAAUUUAAGACAUUGUUAUGGACAA